CCCAAACAGAGUCCAGCAGCUGCAAUACACAAAGGACAACCAGAAGUAAGACUGGGAAUACCAAAAGGAGGCUUUUCCCUUGGAAGUAAGAAAGGAAGAGCUCCAGCACAGAAGCUUUGCUGCAGAGGCCAUGGGCUGCUGGAAGCAAGAGAAAACCAGCACCUGGUUUUUUCCCACCCUGAUCCUCUGCCUCUAUGGAUUCUUCUACAUGAUGAAACCAUCAGAACCUUUCCUAACACCCUAUCUAACAGGACCAGAUAAAAACCUGACCACAGAUGAGGUUACCAACCAGAUUUUUCCAGUCUGGACAUACUCCUACCUGGCUCUCCUUUUCCCAGUGUUCCUGCUCACAGACUACGUGCGCUACAAGCCCGUCCUCCUCCUGCAGGGCCUCAGCCUCAUCGUCACGUGGCUGCUGCUGCUCUUUGCACACGGAGUGGUGGCCAUGCAGCUGGUGGAAUUCUUCUAUGGCAUGGUCACAGCCACCGAGGUGGCCUAUUACGCCUACAUCUACAGCGUGGUCAGCAGCCAACACUACCAGAGGGUCACCAGCUACUGCAGGAGCGUCACUCUGGUGGCAGCCACCGUGGCCGCCGUGCUGGGACAGCUGCUGGUGUCCUUAGCAGGCGUCUCCUACUUCCACCUCAACGCCAUCAGCUUGGCUUCCGUGUCCCUGGCGUUCGUGUGCGCGCUCUUCCUGCCCAUGCCCCAGAGGAGCAUGUUCUUCCACAGGAAAGAGGCCCCUGAGCCCGUGCCUGGCAAAGGGCUGGCCGCGGGCACUGCCCCCGGGCCCCAGAGCUGCCCAGAGGAAAGGAGCCCUGACGCUGCUGCCGGGGCCCCGAGCCCCCAGCCCCAGGCCGGCAGUGCCGGGCCCCACAGGCGCCUGCUGGGCGUGCUGCUGCAGCUGGGCAGGGACCUGAGGCACUGCUACGGCUCCCGCAAGCUCCUCUGCUGGUCCCUGUGGUGGGCUCUGGCCACGGCCGGCUUCAACCAGGUGGUGAAUUAUGUCCAGGUGCUGUGGGACUUGCGAGCCCCCUCGCACAGCUCCGCAGUCUACAACGGAGCUGUGGAAGCCAUAGCAACGUUUCUGAGCUCAGUAACAUCUUUCCUGGUACAAUAUAUGCAGAUUAACUGGGACCAUUUUGGAGAACUGGCUUUAGGAAUCUUCUCUGCAAUAGAUGCAGGUUGUCUGUUUCUCAUGCAUUUCUCUACCAGCAUCUGGGCAUGUUAUGCUGGAUAUCUCAUUUUCAAGGCAUGCUAUAUGCUCCUCCUGACAAUAGCAACGUUCCAGAUCGCCAUCAAUCUGAGCAUGGAGCGCUAUGCCCUGAUGUUUGGAUUCAACAACUUCAUUGCCCUGCUCAUCCAGACCAUUCUCACAAUAGUUGUUGUAGAUUCAAGAGGCCUGGGACUGGACAUAGUGACUCAAUUUUUAAUUUAUGGCAGCUACUUCACAGUCAUACAUGGGAUUUUCAUGAUCAGAAGCAUUUGUGUGCUGGUCUCACGCAAAUGCCAAAGGAAAAUAGUGAGAUCUUGCACAGAGCAGCUGAACCAGGCUGAGCACGAGUCAAGAGAGCAGAUUGUCACAAGCUACAUGACACGGCUGUAG
Messenger RNA from Zonotrichia leucophrys gambelii, 1606 nucleotides. Its product is annotated as thiamine transporter 2-like. Gene Ontology annotation, biological process: transmembrane transport; vitamin transport. Gene Ontology annotation, cellular component: plasma membrane. The record is from RefSeq and is a predicted model, not a curated record. Gene Ontology annotation, molecular function: thiamine transmembrane transporter activity. Bases 131 to 1606 code for a protein of 491 amino acids. Lineage: Eukaryota; Metazoa; Chordata; Aves; Passeriformes; Passerellidae. The transcript has 6 exons.